Messenger RNA from Morus notabilis, 1619 nucleotides. Its product is annotated as deoxyhypusine synthase. The record is from RefSeq and is a predicted model, not a curated record. Lineage: Eukaryota; Viridiplantae; Streptophyta; Magnoliopsida; Rosales; Moraceae. The transcript has 7 exons. Gene Ontology annotation, molecular function: deoxyhypusine synthase activity. The coding region runs from base 280 to 1377 and encodes 365 amino acids. Gene Ontology annotation, biological process: peptidyl-hypusine biosynthetic process. Gene Ontology annotation, cellular component: cytoplasm.
UUGCGGAAAGAAUCACCAAAAUCUUACGAUUUGAAAGGGUAGAUGUGUAAAGCAAAAAGAGCACGGCAUCAACGUGAUAAAAUAUUCAAACCCAGAAACGGGAAAAAAGCAAAAAGAAGAAAUAGAAAAAAAAAAAAAAAAAAAAAUUAGAGGACACAGAUGCUACGCUAUGUUAUGCGCAAGACAGGGCUUUUCAGCUUUCAGCAUCAAAACUAAUCGGCGGUGGCUUGUUCUUCUUCUUCUUCUUCUUCUUCUUCUGCUAAGCAACUGAGAAGAGCAAUGGAAAACGACGAGUCGCUAGCGCUUGCCCGCUCGGCAGCGUUCAAAGAAUCGGAAAGCCUGGAAGGAAAAUGCACGAAAAUCGAGGGUUACGAUUUCAACCAAGGGCUCAACUACCCUCGCCUGCUUCACUCCCUCCUCACCACCGGCUUCCAAGCCUCCAAUCUCGGCGACGCCAUUGAAGUCGUCAACCAAAUGCUAGAUUGGCGGCUCUCCGACGAGCGUAUCGCCGAGGAUUGCGACGCAAAGGAGAGAGAUUUGGAGUACAGAAAGUCCGUCAACUGUAAAGUUUUUCUAGGUUUUACUUCGAAUUUGGUCUCUUCUGGUGUCAGAGAGACGAUUCGUUAUCUUGUUGAGCAUCGUAUGGUCGAUGUUGUUGUAACCACCGCUGGUGGCAUUGAGGAAGACCUAAUAAAGUGCCUUGCGCCGACUUUUAAAGGCGAUUUUUCGCUCCCCGGGGCGUAUUUGCGCUCCAAAGGGCUGAAUCGGAUUGGGAACUUGUUGGUUCCUAAUGAUAAUUAUUGCAAGUUUGAGGAUUGGAUUAUUCCCAUUUUUGAUCAGAUGUUGAAGGAGCAAAUUGAAGAGAAUGUGUUAUGGACGCCAUCUAAGUUGAUAGCUCGCCUGGGGAAGGAGAUAAAUGACAAGAGUUCUUACCUCUAUUGGGCAUCUAAGAACAACAUUCCAGUCUUUUGUCCUGGUAUAACCGAUGGCUCCUUGGGGGACAUGUUGUAUUUCCAUUCCUUCCGCAACCCGGGUCUGAUUGUUGACCUAGUGCAGGAUAUCAGGGCCAUGAAUGGUGAAGCUGUCCAUGCAAAUCCUAGAAAGACCGGAGUUCUUAUACUUGGAGGGGGACUUCCCAAACAUCAUAUUUGCAAUGCCAAUAUGAUGCGUAAUGGUGCAGAUUAUGCUGUCUACAUCAAUACUGCCCAAGAGUUUGAUGGGAGUGAUUCCGGUGCUCACCCUGAUGAGGCUGUAUCGUGGGGGAAAAUACGUGGCUCUGCUAAAACUGUUAAGGUGCAUUGUGAUGCAACGAUCGCUUUUCCUCUUCUGGUUGCAGAAACAUUUGCCAAGAAAUCUACUAAUUUCCAGGCAACGUGAUUGGAACAAAUCUGUGGCUGACAGUAUCAGACAAAGCAGGAGAUGAGAGUGAAGAUUUUUGAGAGUCUCAAUAAAGAUUUUUGAGAGUGAAGAUGAUAUGCUGUUGUCACUCGGAACCGAACAAAAAACUGAAAAAGUAGUCGUCAAAAUGGAUUAGCUGGGGAGGCCAUUUUUGUCUUAGGUUAGAUUACAGAAAUACAGAUAUCUGAUUUUUUGAAUGGCACAAGCACAACGUUUCUAAA